Molecule: messenger RNA, 2756 nt
Organism: Brienomyrus brachyistius
Lineage: Eukaryota; Metazoa; Chordata; Actinopteri; Osteoglossiformes; Mormyridae
Gene: bacc1
Product: chromosome 18 C17orf49 homolog
Exons: 6
Coding region: 871-1395 (174 amino acids)
Cellular component (GO): NURF complex; MLL1 complex
Source: RefSeq, a predicted model, not a curated record
UAGCCUAGUUGUUUUAGGGCAUGUGUGUUUUGUGGUCGUGAAUUUUGCGGCAGUGUACUUUUAAAAUAUAGAAUUCUGUUUGACGGUGAUUGGACUUAGUGAACAGUCAGAUCAUAGAUUUUAGUGACGACUUUGUUUAGAGAUUUUGGAAGAAUUUUAAAUUGGUUUCAAAUGUAUUUCUGGUGUGGUUUGCGAUUCAUUAUUUUUUUUGUUUUUUGAGGCUAGUGAUAAUAACGGUACUGCCGAAUAAUACAGAUCAGGCCAACAUAUUUUAAAAAAUGAAGGGAAGUAAUUUAACCUAGAAUUUACGUGAGGGCUGUUAAUGCAUGCCUACAGCCAGUCUGCUACAAACAAACUCUCAAUACAAGGUGAAACAAAGAUGAUAACGAAAAAAAUUAUUCUCACCCAUAGAAAGCCAGGUUAUCUAACCUGCUAUAACCAGCUAUCUAACCUGUUUGGAACCAAUUUUUUUGUAUACAUUGAUGCUGCUGGACUGGGUUUCUAGUGACUAAGAAGUGCAAGUUAGCAAUGGAACAAAGGCUGUGUAGGAUAUUGUUAGAGCCUAACAUCAGAAACAACAUGAGGAUUGGGUCUCUACAAGAUGAGUAAAUAUAGAAAAAAAGAGCAUCCAUUGUUGACAAGAAGUGAGCCAUAAAGACAGUGAUAUGUAAUGUGAGGGUAUUUCAGGUGGUCGAGUGCCGGACAUUUAGAAUGAGAAUUAUGCUGCUGCAGUUUGAAUCAUCUGUAGUGGUCUGAUAGCACAUACUGACAUAAAGGAGAGAGACUGGUCUGAUUUUCUCAACUUGUGAAGGGGUGGGGGAGAUCUUCUCAGCUGCCGGUGCUGCUUUCACCAAGUUGGGCGAGCUCACCAUGCAGUUACACCCAGUAGCCGACUCCUGCCCUGCUGGAGCCAAGUGGACGGACACUGAAAUCGAGAUGUUGCGGUCAGCCGUGCGGCGCUUUGGUGACGACCUGAACAGUAUCAGCUCGGUCAUCAAGGAGCGCACAGUUGCCCAGAUCAAGACCACAGUGAAACGGAAGCUCUAUGAGGACAGCCGGGUGCCACUUUCAUCGGAUUCUCCGAAAAAGACCACUAAAAAGAGUGCCGUGGCACCAGCCCCAGCCUCACAGGUCAUCACUGUACCUACUUCACAGGUUGUUGUGACUGCCGGAUUGCAGGGCCCAACCUCUGCUCCUCCAGCCAUUAAAAAACAGAAGACAGCAGAUGUUACCCUGAGUGCCCUCAAUGACUCUGAUGUAAACAGCGACCUGGUCGAUAUUGAAGGGCUGGGUGAAGGCUCCACUACCAAAAAGCUCAACUUUGAUCAAGAGAGCCUCAAUCUGGACUCCAGCCUCAUCAUGAACUCCAGCGACCUACCCCUCCUCUCACGCUGACCAUGGGUCUAUCAUCAGAUGUAACCAUGACAGUGGAGAGCUUCGUGAUGUUUUUUGUAGUUAUUCAUUUGUCCUUUUCUUUUAAAAAAAGACAUUAUCAAAGGAAAACGGGAAAUGCCAUUUCUCUUCAGAAGCAAUAUUAUUUUAGAUUUUUAGAUCUUCAGGCAGAUCCAGCAUAGAUUUCUGCCCGCAUUGUUAAUGGUGUUUGAUCCUGUUAAGACCAGACUUCUGUAAGCAAGAAACCUGAGGUUUCUGGGGUAGAAAAGCAGUAGAUGGAUCUGUUUUCCCAUACGAGUGCCAAAUUGUAGGAUUUCUGCAAUGGCAUUAUUGGUUUUAAUCAAAUACCUGUAGUUUUUGAUAAUUUUGUGGUAAUUCACUUCUGGAUCACAACCUGUGGGGAACACUGAGACUGCUGUGAUCUUUAACAACACAUCGCAGCAGUUGUCUUAAGUGCUGUUGUUUUUAUAAGUAAAACCAAGGGAUCUCAGUUCACGCCCUUAUGUGGGGGAGGGUUUCCUUCGGGUAGAUUUCUUAUAUUUGUACUCCAGAGUUUAUAUUACGGUAAUAUACUGUUUCGAUGUCUAGCUUUAAUGGUUGGCUAUAUUUAGGUGGAGAGAACUGGGGAUUUGAUAUCUAUCAGGUGAACCUACAGAACAGAUUUAUUGUGGAGAUGUGAAAAAUUUUCUUUGCAUAUAUUUUUGUUCCAUAGGAUUUUAGCAUGAGUGUAUGUGAAAUGGUUUAUUAGCAUUUUUUAAAUGAAUACGUUAAUCCUUCACAUUCCUAUUCUGCAAAUAAAAACUAUGAAAAACUGUGUGCUAAACAGAAAUUGCCUGGCUCUUGUUUUUCAGAGUAUACUCCAGUGUGCAGCUUGUGUCUUAGUUGUAUAAAAAUCUUUCAUAUGUAAAGUUUAUACAUUUAUUUGCAAGUUGUGCAUGGUUAUGUUGAGCAUAGUGCUCCUUUUUGGUUUUCUGCGCACCUUUACAAGCAUUAAGUGUUUCAUAGUUUGUUCAUGUUUCUCAUAAUGUAAUAGGGAAAAACCCUCAGCUCCCAGAGAAGCUUGUAGUAUUCAAGACUUGAAGUUGCAUCAUUGAAUACAACAAAUAGUUUUGUAAAGCUGAAUAACUUGGAUGCGUUUUUGUUCACCAUGUUUAUAUUAAAUACCUGCUAGCUUGACAUGCUUGCAUCAAGCUGUGCCUCCAUAACAUCACACAAUGCUUCUUAAAAGUUGCAUUUAAACCUUCACAGCUUGCCCACUGCAUCCCUGAAAAGUGCACCAACUGUGAAAAGAAAGUGAGAUAUAGUUCCCAGAAUGCUUCAGGAUAUAAACUGUGUAGGUUGUAAUAAAGUAACAUUUUGUAAAA